CAACAAUAGCUUUGGGUGUUUCAGUUCUCCGCUAUUGUUUCCCACCGUGCCUUGCUGCGGAACCGCUCAGAGGAGACCGUGAGCUGUUCAAGAUGGCAGACGUACUGGAUCUUCAUGAGGCCGGAGGCGAAGAUUUCGCCAUGGACGAGGAUGGGGACGAGAGCAUUCACAAACUGAAGGAGAAGGCCAAGAAACGCAAGGGCCGCGGCUUUGGCUCAGAGGAAGGCUCCCGAGCCCGAAUGCGAGAGGAUUAUGACAGCGUGGAGCAGGACGGAGAUGAGCCCGGACCACAGCGCUCUGUGGAGGGUUGGAUUCUUUUUGUGACUGGGGUUCAUGAGGAGGCUACCGAAGAAGAUAUACAUGACAAAUUUGCAGAGUAUGGGGAAAUCAAGAAUAUUCACCUCAACCUGGACAGGCGAACAGGAUACCUCAAAGGUUAUACUCUAGUUGAAUAUGAAACAUACAAGGAGGCUCAGGCUGCCAUGGAGGGGCUCAAUGGCCAGGAUAUGAUGGGGCAGCCAAUAAGUGUGGACUGGUGUUUUGUUCGGGGGCCACCCAAAGGCAAAAGGAGAGGUGGCCGAAGACGGAGCAGGAGUCCAGAUCGGAGACGUCGCUGACUGAUUCAUUGCUCCGAUUACACUCUCCAGUGGAUCAGUUUGCCUACAUCCAGCCUUGGAGGAAAGGGGCUGGGAUGGGACUCUGAUUUAAUCUCCCGCCUCCAUAAGUGUUCCUUUUGAGUUGUGAAUAAACAGUUUAGUUUUCUUUUCUACAUCUGAGAGAAUCAAAAACAACAGGUAAAAAGCCAGAGAAGCCAUCCAGGCUUUUUCUGAGUCUUUAAGUAGUGACAACCCAUUCCACUUUCAACUAAGGGAGUAAAAUGUAUUAUAAUAUUAAGGGAAGUAUCAAGGGUGUUCUAAAUAUUGAAUUGCUGAAGCCUAGGAUGUUCUUAUUCUUUCCCUUAUUAGAGGUAGAAGAAAAAUCUUCACCAGGUGACUCACGUGCCAUCCAUAUUUUGUCCGUUUGGCUUGGGUAGGUAAUGAGGAGUGGGAGUGGCUACAGGGACAAGGUAGGGAUUCUGAAAAAAAAUAGUUAUUCUUUAUUACUUUGUAUUUGGAAGCCUGGGGCUAUAGUUAACAAAUGGAUCUCAGCAAGAGUUAUAGAGUUGUCUCCUCCAUUUCUCCUGCCUUCCCAUUACCCUCUGUGUUCACUUCCAGCUGGCUAGGUGGCUGAACCACUUGUUGAGGGACUCUCCAAGAGUCCAUUUGCCCCCUGGAAGAAUCUGAACCAAGUCCCUGGUGCCCUUUUUUACAGCCAAGAGUAAAGGCCCCAUAGAGUAAGGGGUCCAGGGGAGCAUUGAGGAGACCAAAGAGGAACAGAAUGUGGCUGAGACUGGGAGGGACAUUGCUUAGCAUGCUGGGAGAGAACCAGUACCAUAGGCCCAGCAGGUAGUAGGGUGUCCAACAGAUAACGAAGGUCAGCAGAACAAGUAGGGCUAGUCGAAGGGCCCGAAGCCGCACACGGGGGCGAUUGUCAAAGGAACGACGAAGAGCGAACUGACCAGCAGUGGCUGGGGAGUCAGAGAUGAAUAAUUGUCAAUUCUUCCCUUUCUAGGCACUAGGUAGGCAUAAGACAAGCUGAUGGAAAGAGGGAAAUGGAUAGAUGUAUAUUGCAGUUCUUUUUCAAGCUUAUAGAUGACUAUAUUAUCCUUGUACACAUGCACAAACAUACACCUCACUGAGGGUAUGAAUUGCCCUUCCAGAUGGGAUUUAGGGAGGAGGCAUGCUGGGUGAAGGACUGCAGGCCAGAGUAUGGGGUACUGCCUUAGAAUAAAAAGUUAACCAGCCUGACUCCAUUCCAACCAUUACCCAUAGCCAAGGGAGAAGGUGGUAGGUAAUGCAACCACCUGCUGAAACAACCGUGCGGAGCAGGGGUUUUUCAAGGAUGGCCAGAUAAAAUUUGGAUUCUUACUGAUUUCCCCCAUAUCAAUGGGCUGGAGUUAAGGAGUGCUCUUGUGAUUGGCAUCUCACUGCAGGCUAAAGACUAGGAGAUUGGGACUGAAGCCAUGGAUUGGGCAAUGAGAAUCAGGAUCUAGGAAUUGGAGUCUCACCAUGCUCCCCCUUCCCUGUUCGGUGUCUGGACACACUGAAUACAAUUCGGCCAUAGCAGAUUGCCAUGGCUGUCAGAGGUAUCAGGAAGAGCCCACAGAAGGUGAAGAGGUUAUAGGCGAUUUCUUGCCAUCGGGCCUUGAAGCUUCCUUUGGUGACACACUGAAUGAAGGGGACUGGGCCAGCACGGCGGACAGUAUGAAACAGGAACAGCUGGAGUGGGGUGGAGUAUAAAACAAAGACUUCCACCUUCUUAUGGCAUAAUAUUCCCCACCACUACCCCCCAUCCCUCUGCUGUCUUACCCCUACAACAUAAGGAUGUUAAUAGGGCAAUAUUGUGUUUUGCAUAAUACAUGUCUAACCCAGAUCAAAUUGCUUAUUUCUGGGAAGGGAAGGAGGGAGACAAUUUGGAUCAUAUAAUUUCAGAAAACUUAUGUAGACAAUUAUUACAUGUAAUUGGUAAAAUAAAAUAUCUAUCAAAAGGUAUUGGUUAGGGCAAUAGUAUAUCUGUGAUGCCAACCAAAAAAUUAUAGAUGGAAGCAUAAACAUCCAUUUAAAGGCUUUCAUGUAUCUACAAAUUUAGCUGAAUUGUUUUAACAUGACCACACGAGGAGAGGUUUUUUUUCUAAGUUAUUUGAUAAGCCAACAACCCAUGGUGCUACUAUUUUUGCUAUGUGUGGACAAUUUGAAUUGUUUGAAAAAUAUAGUAUGAUGGAUGCUGUCAGAAACCCACUAAGCAGUCUAUUCUACAAGAUGUCUUGAGGAAGAGCUUGUGUAUCAUAACUAGUGAAAGUAUUAAUAAAAAUCAACAUUUUCUUUAA
Messenger RNA from Monodelphis domestica (gray short-tailed opossum), 2926 nucleotides. RefSeq names its product RNA binding motif protein 8A (gene RBM8A). Lineage: Eukaryota; Metazoa; Chordata; Mammalia; Didelphimorphia; Didelphidae. Gene Ontology annotation, molecular function: mRNA binding. Gene Ontology annotation, cellular component: cytoplasm; nucleus. The record is from RefSeq and is a predicted model, not a curated record. Gene Ontology annotation, biological process: RNA processing.